Meloidogyne enterolobii is the source of this 872-nucleotide messenger RNA. Lineage: Eukaryota; Metazoa; Nematoda; Chromadorea; Rhabditida; Meloidogynidae. The record is from the annotation of a GenBank genome assembly.
UUUUUUUAUAAAUUCCACAUUUUUAAAUUUUACUUUUUCCGCCUCAAGAGUGUAUUUAAGUUGUGUCUGGGCUAUACAAAUUUUUAAAGAUAUCCCACCUUUUGGUCAAAAUCAUCAUACAUUUUAUUAUUUCUAUUUCUUUCUCCAUCAUACAAUGCUUGGGCCGCUAGGGAAAAAUUUAUUUUGGUUGAAAUAAAGGGAGGGGUAUUUACCGGCCAAAUCUUUUUCCAUUUUUUUAACUUUCACUUGUUUUUGUUUUUUUCUUUUUCCAACUCAUCCCUAGCAUUUGCCAAAUCGGUCUCCAUCUCUCGAUUAUGCCUAGUACACCCUUUUUCGAAUUCCCGUCUUUUUUUAUUUAUCUGGAUUAUUAGAAUUAGUUUUUAUUUAUUAAGAUUAAAGGGUGCCGGAAUUUUCAUCUCCGGAAUUUUCUUAUCCAAAUUUUCGGAAAUCUAUGCAGUAUAUAUUUAAAUUUCUAUUUUAAUUUCUAUUUCCUAGUUUAUAGUUUUCUACCAGAGUAUAGGUUCCAAAAAGGCUUAGAUAGGUCAAGAAAAUUUUGAAAAGUGGCUCAUUUUUGGGGUAAAAUAAUAAUAGCUGGUCAGAAUUUGAACUGAGUUACCUCCUCAGCUUCAUUAAAUUUUUUCCUUAUUUCAGCAUUUUCCUUCUCAAUACUAGCAAUCCUUCCAGAGUACUCAUCAAUAAUAUUCUUUCUAAUGGCAUUCGAGGCCCCAGCUAAUGGCAUUCGAGGUCCACACGAAACACGCAAAAGAAAAUAUGUUAACCAAGACAACAAUCUUACUGCUAUUCUCAACGAUUUUAACAACCGGGAACCACUAACUUACUUGCGAUCUUGUGCAUACCAUUUGCACUUUUAA